AUGGGGCUGAUCGCCUUAGCCAUCGCUUCCAUAGCGAUUUCUCAUCUACUGAUGUGGAUUCCAUCACUGAUUCGAUGGUUCAAGCAACGAUUACGAGUAAUCCGAGCAGUUGAUCGCUUACCUGGGCCUCCAGCUCUUCCUUUGAUCGGAUGUGCUCACAAAUUCAGCUUCGACAAUUACAGUAAGCUUAAUUUAGAUUUCAUUCAUUUUUUUUUUAGCAAGGAGAUUUCAAAACCACAAGAAGGUUAUACUCGACUACAAGAAUGGCUCGGCAGGGGCCUUCUCACUAGCAAUGGAGAACGUUGGCGAGCGAAAAGGAAAAUGCUGACACCUGCAUUUCAUUUUUCGAUUCUCAAGGAUUUUAUGCCCAUUUUCAAUAAGGAGGCAGCAAUCCUUCUUGAACAAUUCGGUCGACUAUCGGAUACAGGUUCUACGGCAGAUGUUUUUCCUCUCAUCAAGCUCUGCACCUUAGAUGUUAUCUGCGGUAAAUCCGCCAUGGGCGUAAAUAUCCGAGCCCAAUCCGGCCAGAACAAGAAUUAUGUGAAGUCGGUGAAAGAAGUUUGUGAGUUGCUGUGGGAUCGUGAGCGGCUUCCAUGGUUGUGGCCAACGCCACUGUGGAUUCUUUCUGGGAAAGCAGCACGACUCCAAACAGCUCUCGCCACGGUCCAAGGCUUCACUCGUGCGGUGAUUGCAAAAAGGAAGAAGGUAUUCGAUCUUGAAGAACGGGACUCGCAUAGGAAACCAGCAUUCCUCGACCUGCUCCUUGGAAUGCAGCAGGAAAAUCGUCUUACAGAUGAUGAUAUCCGAGAAGAAGUGGACACAUUCAUGUUUGAAGGCCACGACACUGUUGCCAGUGCCCUUGGGUAUGCACUGUUUUGCCUGGGUAACUACCCUGAAGAACAAGAAAAACUCUUCCAGGAGGUCAAGGAAGUAAUUGGGCCAGUGGAUCGCGAUCUGACUCAGGACGACUUGAUCCAGUUGAAGCAAACCGAGAAGGUACUCAAAGAAGCUCUCCGAGUGUUUCCACCGGUGCCGAUGAUUGCUCGACGACUUCACGACGAUGUCGACAUCGGAGACAUUACGAUCCCAGCUGGUGUCACGGCAUUAGUCGUACCGUUCGGUACACACAGGGACCCUAAGUAUUUCGAACGCCCACGAGACUUCUGGCCCGAUCACUUUGAUGUUGAUAGCUGUUCCAAUCGCAGUGCCUACGCAUUCAUUCCAUGGUCUGCAGGUCCAAGAAACUGCAUCGGCCAGAGAUUUGCUGUGAUGGAAGAAAAGGUACUCUUGGCCCGACUUGUACGUCAAUUUCGUUUCCGUGCCACAAUGACUUUCAAGGAGAAUCGCGGUCUACCGGAAAUGAUUCUUAGGCCAAGUAACGGUAUCCCACUGAUUAUUGAAAGACGAACUGAGUAA
Haemonchus placei is the source of this 1416-nucleotide messenger RNA. The record is from the annotation of a GenBank genome assembly. Lineage: Eukaryota; Metazoa; Nematoda; Chromadorea; Rhabditida; Trichostrongylidae.